Messenger RNA from Ipomoea triloba (trilobed morning glory), 721 nucleotides. RefSeq lists its product as uncharacterized. The transcript has 2 exons. The record is from RefSeq and is a predicted model, not a curated record. Bases 106 to 486 code for a protein of 126 amino acids. Lineage: Eukaryota; Viridiplantae; Streptophyta; Magnoliopsida; Solanales; Convolvulaceae.
AAACCACCUUUCUCUCUUUCUCUUUCUCUUUCUCUUCUCUCUCUCUGUCUGUCUCUCUCAUUUAUUUUCAAUUCUUUAAGAAAAGAUCAGUGGUUGGAAUAAUCCAUGUUGACUUCUCAAGCAAUGGUUUUAGCGACGGCCAUGGCGGUUUCCGGCACGGUGGUCCUCCUCGCCUGCCGCCUCCAGAGGUCGUCUAUUCAUCUGCCGGAAACCACCCCAAUUCCUCUCCUUCGUCCUUGCAUCUCUUCAGAAGGUAAGAGGAAGAAUGAGAGAAAGAAGAAGAAGAGGGUGCGUUUUGCAAAAGAUGUUGUGGAGCCAAGUGGGAAUAACGAAGAAUACAGGAGGCUACACUGCAAUAAUGUCCAAAAGUCAUCAUGUACAAUAAAGAAGAGUGGAAAAUUGCAAGAAAUCCCACCCAAUAGAAUCGCUCUUUACACCGCCAUUCUCAAGGAAAGAGGCGUCAGCCGUGUGGGCUAUUCCUAUUGAAUUUGUGAAAAUUGCUUUUCACACCCCCUCAUUUGUGCAAUAUUUCCCUUCCCACCCAUACUUCUUUGAUUGUUACAUUUUUCUUUUUGUUUAGUAUGUUGCCAUGAUGGGCAUUUUUCAUUUCAAAUGUAUAGCUGUACUAAGAAUCAAGGAACAUGAAAUUGACCUUUUAUCCAAGUUAAAGCUAGGGUCAAAUUAGGAUAUCUUUUUAAAUGUGAUGGAAUUACUAUUCAAA